AUGAUUAUUGCGGUGAUGUGUGAGGUGUGGGAACAGCGGCAGCAUACACCCAUCACUGAGACACUCAGAAGAUGGGGAAUUGAAAAACAAAAGAAACUGACUUUGGAAGAGAGUGCAAGAGGGAAAGCGGUGCAGAGAGAGAGAGAGAGAAGGGUUGGAGAAGAAGGAAAGAGGGUUUCGUUUUCUUGCGUGUUCCUAGAAGAAGAGGGAAUCGUGUGUGUUUAUAUCGCGCACAUGGACCGAGACGGAGAUGAUGAUGACGGUGGUGGAGGAGAGUGGUGCUUUACCAUGAUGCCCUUGCGACGUUAA
This is a messenger RNA of Sphenostylis stenocarpa, 309 nucleotides long. Lineage: Eukaryota; Viridiplantae; Streptophyta; Magnoliopsida; Fabales; Fabaceae. The record is from the annotation of a GenBank genome assembly.